This is a messenger RNA of Coregonus sp. 'balchen', 11248 nucleotides long. The record is from the annotation of a GenBank genome assembly. Lineage: Eukaryota; Metazoa; Chordata; Actinopteri; Salmoniformes; Salmonidae.
AUUAGUUGACAAGUUGAAUCAGGCGUUACCUGCUCUGGAAUGGAUUAAAUCCACGCGGAGGUUUAAAGGUUUUUGAGGUGAGGUUAGAGAACCGCUGUGUUAGGACCCUGACGGACCUGUAGCAGGGUGCUCCACCGCUGUCCCUCCCUGCAGCCCCAGCCUCGGCCCCAGAUGCCAACGUCUACACCAAGUUCAUGAUGAACCACUGCUGCUACGACGCCAUUCCAACCAGCUCCAAACUGGUCAUCUUCGACACCACCCUGCAGGUACCCCCCAAUACAUUCAAGCUCCCCCCCCAAAAAAGCUCAACUUCAACACUGCAAUGUUUAUCAUGGGGUUUGAUUCUCACAGGGACCACCCAUAUGAAAACGUAUGCACGUAUGACUGUAAGUUGCUUUGGAUAAAAAUUGUCUGCUAAAUGGGAUAUUAUUAUUAUAAAUGGUUCAUUUAAUAGGUCGUAAAACCUUUUUUGUCUUGAAUGGGAAGCCCUGAAAUGUCUUGCAACAAAGAGCACACUAGACCCCCCCCCAAUGUGAACAGUGAUUCAGAUCAGUUUCUGUGUUUUGUGUUUCAGGUAAAGAAGGCUUUCUUUGCUCUGGUAGCGAACGGUGUGCGAGCGGCGCCUCUUUGGGAUAACAAGCUGCAGUGUUUUGUAGGUGAGGCAACCUGGAACCUGAGCGUUUCCCAAUCUGGCGUCUAACCUUUAAAGUCCAGUGGGUCAGCUAUGAGCUAGACUCAGAUUACAGACCCAGUAAUAUCAAUUUAGCGUUCCUCUCAAACCCAACAACCCAACUCAGCUUUCCCUGCUUGGGAUCAGCUAGGGCGACAGUUAGGGUCAGUGUAAUUAGGUAGGUGACGGAUGAUUUGAAACGUGUGAGUUUACUGCUGCGUAUGUGUGCGACAUAUUCUGGGCUUCUGGUUACACGUUUCUCUGUAUUCACGUCUAACUGUGUUUCCUGUGGAUAGGUAUUUUGUGUAUAUAAAUCCCUAGGAGGCUACUACACGUCCCUCUGUGUCUCCGAGAAGGUUAUAACAUGGGUGUUGAUAUGAUUAAAUGCAGAUCACCGAUUAGCCAGUCCCCUGGUGGGUCGCUGCUGGGUGGCCUUAAAGGCAAGUGGGCCAGUUCCGCUACACCCCACCCCGCCCGCCCGCCCGGCCGGUCUGGUUUUCUGGGUUAGGGUGACACCGUAUUCCCUAUAUAGUUAGCUACUUUUAACCAGGCACUAUAUAGGGGAAAGGGUGUCAUUUGGGACGCAAAUCCCUGGGUUUGUGGGUUAGAGCCAGAUCCAUCCCCUCUGCAGGAUUGGUGCCAAAGUUCUAGCUGUAAGUGGGGCACAGUUGGACUUGUCCUCUAUACCGCGUCCCAAACGGCACCUUAUUCCCUAUAUAGUGCACUACUUUUUGACCAGUGGUGGGCCCUUGUCAAAGAAGUGUACUAUAUCGGGAACAGGGUGGCAGUUUGGGACGCGGCCCUGUAAUCCCCUGCACCCUCUCUGUAGUUAUUAAUACUCAUCUACUCCACUGAGAGGGAGAAUGCCACCAGUCCCUCGUACAGGGGGAGGGGGGGGCUCAAAACAAAUCAAAUCGGAUUUGCCACACGCGCCGAAUACAACAGGUGCAGACGUUACAGUGAAAUGCUUACUUACAAGCCCUUAACCAACAAUGCAGUUUUUUAAGAAAUGUUUUAUUAAAGAGCAGCAGUAAAAUAAAAUAACAGUAGGGAGGCUAUAAAUGGGGGGUACCGGUACAGAGUCAAUGUGCGGGGGCACCGGUUAGUCGAGGUAACUGAGGUAAUAUGUACAUGUGGGUAGAGUUAAAGUGACUAUGCAUAAAUAAUAAACAGAGUUGCAGCAGCAUAAAAAGAUGGGGUGGGGGUGGGGGGGGGCAGUGCAAAUAGUCCGGGUAGCCAUUGGAUUAGAUGUUCAGGAGUCUUAUGGCUUGGGGGUAGAAGCUGCUACGUAAUCUGGACCUCACCAGAUUACGUAGCUACUGAACUGAAAAUACAUUCUGUCUGUGUGUGCACCAUAGUUUAGUCCCAUUUAAAGCUUUAUUUCUUCCCUGUAUCUUUCCAGGUAUGCUGACCAUCACAGACUUUAUCAACAUUCUCCACCGGUACUGGCAGUCUCCUCUGGUGAGUGAUCCGUUGUUGUUGGACCUGGCUGUGAUGUCAUCCAGAUUACUGGAGCCGGAACACAACGCAUGCAGCUCUCACACAGCACACCCCUGUGUUGAAUGGUAUACACGUGUCUCAUGCGAUAUACCAGGGCUGUCUAACCCUGUUCCCGGAGAUCUGCCGUCCUGUAGGUUUUACCUCCAACCCUGUUCCUGGAGAGCUACCCUCCUGUAGGUUUUAACUCCAACCCUGUUCCUGGAGAGAUACCCUCCUGUAGGUUCUCUCUCCAACCCUGUUCCUGGAGAGCUACCCUCCUGUAGGUUUUAACUCCAACCCUGUUCCUGGAGAGAUACCCUCCUGUAGGUUCUCUCUCCAACCCUGUUCCUGGAGAGCUACCCUCCUGUAGGUUUUAACUCCAACCCUGUUCCUGGAGAGCUACCAUCCUGUAGGUUUUCGCUCCAACCCUAAUCUAGUCACCUGAUUCUAAUAAUUAGCUGGUUGAUAAACUGAACCAGGUUAGUUACAAAUGGGGUUGAGUGAAAACCUACAGGAGGGUAGCUCUCCAGGAACAGGGUUGGAGCGAAAACCUACAGGAGGGUAGCUCUCCAGGAACAGGGUUGGAGCAAAAACCUACAGGAGGGUAGCUCUCCAGGAACAGGGUUGGAGCAAAAACCUACAGGAGGGUAGCUCUCCAGGAACAGGGUUGGAGCAAAAACCUACAGGAGGGUAGCUCUCCAGGAACAGGGUUGGAGCGAAAACCUACAGGAGGGUACCUCUCCAGGAACAGGGUUGGAGCAAAAACCUACAGGAGGGUAGCUCUCCAGGAACAGGGUUGGAGUUAAAACCUACAGGAGGGUAGCUCUCCAGGAACAGGGUUGGAGUUAAAACCUACAGGAGGGUAGCUCUCCAGGAACAGGGUUGGAGCAAAAACCUACAGGAGGGUAGCUCUCCAGGAACAGGGUUGGAGCGAAAACCUACAGGAGGGUACCUCUCCAGGAACAGGGUUGGAGCAAAAACCUACAGGAGGGUACCUCUCCAGGAACAGGGUUGGAGCAAAAACCUACAGGAGGGUAGCUCUCCAGGAACAGGGUUGGAGUUAAAACCUACAGGAGGGUAGCUCUCCAGGAACAGGGUUGGAGUUAAAACCUACAGGAGGGUAGCUCUCCAGGAACAGGGUUGGAGUGAAAACCUACAGGACGGUAGCUCUCCAGGAACAGGGUUAGAGUUAAAACCUACAGGAGGGUAGCUCUCCAGGAACAGGGUUGGAGUGAAAACCUACAGGACGGUAGCUCUCCAGGAACAGGGUUGGAAUGAAAACCUACAGGAGGGUAGCUCUCCAGGAACAGGGUUGGAAUGAAAACAGGAGGGUACUUCUUCUUCCCCUCUGUACUGUGAGAGUACACUUGUGUCUUACAGUACUUCAUGCACAUCUCUUACAAUACAGAGUACACUUGUGUCUUUCAGUACAGAGUACACUUGUGUCUUUCAGUACAGAGUACACUUGUGUCUUACAGGUAGAGAUCUACGAACUGGAGAAGCACAAGAUAGAAGAAUGUAGAGGUGACUAUAACCCCGUAGGGGUGACUAUAACCCCGUAGAGGUGACUAUAACCCCGUAGAGGUGACUAUAACCCCGUAGAGGUGACUAUAACCCCGUAGAGGUGACUAUAACCCCAUAGAGGUGACUAUAACCCCGUAGAGAUGACUAUAACGCCGUAGAGGUGAAUAUAAUCCUGUAGAGGUGACUAUAACCCCAUAGAGGUGACUAUAACCCUGUAGAGGUGACUAUAACCCUGUAGAGGUGACUAUAACCCCGUAGAGUUGACUAUAACCCCGUAGAGUUGACUAUAACCCCGUAGAGGUGACUAUAACCCCGUAGAGGUGACUAUAACCCCGUAGAUGUGACUAUAACCCCGUAGAGGUGACUAUAACCCCGUAGAGGUGACUAUAACCCCGUAGAGGUGACUAUAACCCCGUAGAGGUGACUAUAACCCCGUAGAGGUGACUAUAACCCCGUAGAGGUGACUAUAACCCCGUAGAGGUGACUAUAACCCCGUAGAGGUGACUAUAACUCUGUAGAGGUGACUAUAAGCCCGUAUAGGUGACUAUAACCCCGUAGAGGUGACUAUAACCCCGUAGAGGUGACUAUAACCUUAUAGAGGUGACUAUAACCCCGUAGAGGUGACUAUAACCCCGUAGAGGUGACUAUAACCCUGUAGAGGUGACUAAAACCCCGUAGAGGUGACUAUAACCCCGUAGAGGUGACUAUAACCCUGUAGAGGUAACUAUAACCCCGUAGGGGUGACUAUAACCCCGUAGAGGUAACUAUAACCCCGUAGAGGUGACUAUAACCCAGUAGAGGUGACUAUAACCCCGUAGAGGUGACUAUAACCCGAGGGACUAAACCGUAAGAGGUGACUAUAACCCGUAGAGGUGACUAAACCCGUAGAGGUGACUAUAACCCCGUAGAGGUGACUAUAACCCUGUAGAGGUGACUAUAACCCUGUAGGGGUGACUAUAACCCAGUAGAGGUGACUAUAACCCCGUAGAGGUGACUAUAACCCCGUAGAGGUGACUAUAACCCCGUAGAGGUGACUAUAACCCUGUAGAGGUGACUAUAACCCUGUAGAGGUGACUAUAACCCUGUAGAGGUGACUAUAACACUGUAGAGGUGACUAUAACCCCGUAGAGGUGACUAUAACCCCAUAGAGGUGACUAUAACCCGUAGAGGUGACUAUAACCCUGUAGAGGUGACUAUAACCCCGUAGAGGUGACUAUAACCCCGUAGAGGUGACUAUAACCCCGUAGAGGUGACUAUAACCCCGUAGAGGUGACUAUAACCCCGUAGAGGUGACUAUAACCCCGUAGAGGUGACUAUAACCAGUAGAGGUGACUAUAACCAUUGUAAAGGUGACUAUAACCCCGGAGUGAUAACCUAAGGUGACUAUAACCCCGUAGAGGUGACUAUAACCCCGUAGAGGUGACUAUAACCAUGUAGAGGUGACUAUAACCCCGUAGAGGUGACUAUAACCAUGUAGAGGUGACUAUAACCCUGUAAAGGUGACUAUAACCCUGUAGAGGUGACUAUAACCCCGUAGAGGUGACUAUAACCAUGUAGAGGUGACUAUAACCAUGUAGAGGUGACUAUAACCAUGUAGAGGUGACUAUAACCCCGUAGAGGUGACUAUAACCCCGUAGAGGUGACUAUAACCCCGUAGAGGUGACUAUAACCCCGUAGAGGUGACUAUAACCCCGUAGAGGUGACUAUAACCCCGUAGAGGUGACUAUAACCCCGUAGAGGUGACUAUAACCAUGUAGAGGUGACUAUAACCAUGUAGAGGUGACUAUAACCCUGUAAAGGUGACUAUAACCCCGUAGAGGUGACUAUAACCCCGUAGAGGUGACUAUAACCAUGUAGAGGUGACUAUAACCCCGUAGAGGUGACUAUAACCAUGUAGAGGUGACUAUAACACUGUAAAGGUGACUAUAACCCCGUAGAGGUGACUAUAACCCCGUAGAGGUGACUAUAACCAUGUAGAGGUGACUAUAACCAUGUAGAGGUGACUAUAACCAUGUAGAGGUGACUAUAACCCCGUAGAGGUGACUAUAACCCCGUAGAGGUGACUAUAACCCCGUAGAGGUGACUAUAACCCCGUAGAGGUGACUAUAACCCCGUAGAGGUGACUAUAACCCCGUAGAGGUGACUAUAACCCCGUAGAGUUGACUAUAACCAUGUAGAGGUGACUAUAACCCUGUAAAGGUGACUAUAACCAUGUAGAGGUGACUAUAACCCCGUAGAGGUGACUAUAACCCCGUAGUGGUGACUAUAACCCCGUAGAGGUGACUAUAACCCUGUAGAGGUGACUAUAACCAUGUAGAGGUGACUAUAACCCUGUAAAGGUGACUAUAACCCCGUAGAGGUGACUAUAACCCCGUAGAGGUGACUAUAACCAUGUAGAGGUGACUAUAACCAUGUAGAGGUGACUAUAACCCUGUAAAGGUGACUAUAACCCCGUAGAGGUGACUAUAACCCCGUAGAGGUGACUAUAACCAUGUAGAGGUGACUAUAACCAUGUAGAGGUGACUAUAACCAUGUAGAGGUGACUAUAACCCCGUAGAGGUGACUAUAACCCCGUAGAGGUGACUAUAACCCCGUAGAGGUGACUAUAACCCCGUAGGGGUGACUAUAAACAUGUAGCUACCUAGAAAUAGAUGGCACAAUGGAAUCCCCUUUUUGCUUGGCCGUUUGGGUUUUAGUCUAGGUAUCCGUAAAAAGCACUUUGUAACAAUCGCUGAUGUAAAAAGGGCUUUUAUAAAAUACAUUUGAUUGAUUGAAGUCUUGUUUACGUUCGCUGUGUUUCCUCCUGCUUCGUGCUCCAGAGGAAUUACUGAAGUACUCCAACCAUACUCUGAUCAGUAUCACACCCGACUCCAGGUAAGAAGCAGUGUGCAGCCUUACCUUCUCUGGCCCUUAGUCCCAGAUGUGUUUGUUCUGUGUUGCCAACUGCUACGCCAUUGUCACGACAACCUCUCUUCUCAGACUUGGACACCUGUCUCUUGUCCCUCCAGCCUCUUUGAUGCCAUCUACUCUCUACUGAAGUAUAAGAUCCACCGGCUGCCUGUGAUCGACCCAGAGUCUGGCAACGUCCUGCACAUCCUCACCCACAAACGCAUCCUCAAGUUCCUCCACAUCUUUGUGAGAACCGCUUUCAUAUGAGCCCAUCUGGCAUAUUUUUUUCUGUUGAUAAACAACAUGUAAUGAUUCUGGAAACUUGAUAGCCUGGUCCCGGAUCUGUUUGUGACAUAUAUUUUCCUAUUUCUAUGGCCGUUGUGACAAGGACCGUAGGAGUUGACAAGACAUCUCAAACUGAUCUGGGGACCAGGCUAGAAACUUGGUUCACUUUAAUUUAUGAAGCCAUUCUUCCUCCCAGGGCACCAUGAUCCCGAAGCCUCGGUACCUCCAGAAGAGGAUUGAGGAGGUGGACAUUGGAACGUUUAAACGGAUCGCUACUAUCCAGGAGACAGCCACGGUGUAUGAUGCCCUGGCCAUCUUUGUAGAACGAAGGGUUUCCGCUCUGCCAGUGGUCAAUGAGGAGGGUAUGUGUCUGGUUUCACCUCAGUGAUGAUAACACCUUUAACAUUGACUUCCACUAACUUUUAGGAAAAGUUUGGGGUUUUUUCACCAAAAAAUGUACAAUGCCUAAUUCUAGGGUACAGUAUUCUAUAGAGCCAUUAUUGCAUGGAACUCUGUUCCAUCUCAUAUUGCUCAAAUAAACAGCAAACCUGGUUUCAAAAAACAGAUAAAGCAGCACCUCACGUCACAACGCCUCUCCCCUAUUUGACCUAGAUAGUUUGUGUGUAUGUAUUGAUAUGUUGGCCACGUCUGUCUUUAAAAAAGAAAAUGUAUGUAGUUCUGUCCUUGAGCUGUUCUUGUCUAUUAAUGUUCUGUAUUAUGUCAUGUUUCAUGUUUUGUGUGGAACCCCAGGAAGAGUAGCUGCUGCUUUUGCAACAGCUAAUGGGGAUCCUAAUAAAAUACCGAAUACCAGACCUAGUUUGAACGCUAGGGUUGGCCCUUCAGUUUGAACGCUAGGGUUGGCCCUUCAGUUUGAACGCUAGGGUUGGCCCUUCAGUUUGAACGCUAGGGUUGGCCCUUCAGUUUGAACGCUAGGGUUGGCCCUUCAGUUUGAACGCCAGCCUUAUCUGUAUGUUUUCUGUUUUCAGGGAAGGUCAAGGCUCUGUACUCCAGGUUUGAUGUGAUUGUAAGUGGGACCAUAUCAAUUACUCUGCACUGAGAUGGAAAAAACUGCAUAAAAAUGGUUCACAUUGCAAAUGUCCCAUGGAUUAGACGCAACCAGAUGCCAAGGAGGCUGUGCAAAAUGUCAAGCAUCUUGUAUCUGCUAUUUUUGAAAUGUGCCAUAUGGGGGCGGGGAGUGAUAAGACAGCAAAUAGUAUUGUAAUUAGCAUCAUUACCAUCUGUCUUCCUCCUGUGUUGCCGUAGAACCUGGCAGCUCAGAAGAACUACAACAACCUGAACAUGACAAUGCAGGAGGCGAUUAGCUCCAGGGCCUGCUGUGUGGAGGGAGUGCUGAAGUGUUACCCCCACGAAACUCUGGAGACUAUCAUCGAUCGCAUUGCUAAGGCAGAGGUAAGACUUACUGUAGUGUUUCCCUGCUGGUCUCUGUGUUGUCCUGGUUCGUCCCAAAUGGCACCCUUUUUCCUAUAUAGUGCACUACUAUUGACCAGAGCCCUAUUGACCCUGGUCUAAAGUAGUGCACUAUAUAGGGAACUGGUCUAAAGUAGUGCACUAUAUAGGGAACUGGUCUAAAGUAGUGCACUAUAUAGGGAAUAGUGUGUCAUUUGGUUCACAGCCUCUGUCAUGCCGUGUCUCUCCUCUUCCUCCUCCUCUUCCUCCCAGGUUCAGUCUCUCCUCCUCUUCCUCCCAGGUUCACCGUCUCUCCUCCUCUUCCUCCUCUUCCUCCCAGGUUCACCGUCUCUCCUCCUCUUCCUCCUCUUCCUCCCAGGUUCACCGUCUCGCCUCCUCUUCCUCCCAGGUUCACCGUCUCUCCUCCUCUUCCUCCCAGGUUCACCGUCUCUCCUCCUCUUCCUCAUCCUCUUCCUCCCAGGUUCACCGUCUCUCCUCCUCUUCCUCAUCCUCUUCCUCCCAGGUUCACCGUCUCUCCUCCUCUUCCUCCUCUUCCUCCCAGGUUCACCGUCUCUCCUCCUCUUCCUCAUCCUCUUCCUCCCAGGUUCACCGUCUCGCCCCCUCUUCCUCAUCCUCUUCCUCCCAGGUUCACCGUCUCUCCUCCUCUUCCUCAUCCUCUUCCUCCCAGGUUCACCGUCUCGCCUCCUCUUCCUCCUCUUCCUCCCAGGUUCACCGUCUCUCCUCCUCUUCCUCCUCUUCCUCCCAGGUUCACCGUCUCUCAUCCUCUUCCUCCUCUUCCUCCCAGGUUCACCGUCUCGCCUCCUCUUCCUCCCAGGUUCACCGUCUCUCCUCCUCUUCCUCAUCCUCUUCCUCCCAGGUUCACCGUCUCGCCCCCUCUUCCUCAUCCUCUUCCUCCCAGGUUCACCGUCUCUCCUCCUCUUCCUCAUCCUCUUCCUCCCAGGUUCACCGUCUCGCCUCCUCUUCCUCCUCUUCCUCCCAGGUUCACCGUCUCUCCUCCUCUUCCUCCUCUUCCUCCCAGGUUCACCGUCUCUCCUCCUCUUCCUCCUCUUCCUCCCAGGUUCACCGUCUCGCCUCCUCUUCCUCCUCUUCCUCCCAGGUUCACCGUCUCUCCUCCUCUUUCUCCUCUUCCUCCCAGGUUCACCGUCUAGUGCUGGUGGAUAAAGAUGACGUGGUGGGAGGGAUCGUCUCGCUCUCUGACCUCCUCCAGGCCCUGGUCUUGACCCCGGCAGGUAUUGAUGCCCUUUUCUCUUAGCACCUGACUGUGGGGGUGUGAAUCCAUCGAUCACCACCCACCACCUCCCAGCCCCUCCCCAGCCCCAACCCCAGGUAAGCCCACGCGUGGGCUGUCGGUCGCCCUCUAAUCCUGCCCUGCCCUCUAGUCCUGCCAUGCUCUGCCCUGUCCUGCCCUGUCCUGCCUUGCCCUGCCCUGUCCUGUCCUGUCCUGCCGGUUGCUGCCUGAUGGAGGUGCUGCCAUACAUAGCUCUCUGUAGCUUCUGCCUCUCCUCUCCUCUCCUCUCCUCUCCUCUCCUCUCCUCUCCUCUCCUCUCCUCUCCUCUCCUCUCCUCUCCUCUCCUCUCCUCUCCUCUCCUCUCCUCUCCUCUCCUCUCCUCUCCUCUCCUCUCCUCUCCUCUCCCCCCUAUCUCUGGAUGACUACAUCCCAAUUGGCACCCUGUUCCCUAUGUAGUGCACUACUUUUGACAAGAUAUGGGCUCUGGUCAAAAGUAGUGCACUAUAUAGGGAAUAGGGUGCCAAUUUGCAGCCUCUGUGUGAGAGGGAGCUGUAGUCAGUCACUUCUGUUUGACAUGUGACUGCAGUAGACCAAUCUGCCUGGCCCAUUUCUUCUUGUCUUGAUGAUCAAAACAGCAUCUUUGUCUUUGAUGGAAUGAAUGCGUCUGAGCUGCCAUGAGACAUAUUGUUAGCAUGUUAAUGAAUGAUUUGAGCCAGUCCAGUGCUCAUUCCCAACCAAAAGUCAAACUACAUAACGUAAAACGUUUACACAACACACCUUCCUAUUGGGGAGGAAAACAGACAUUACUUGUCUCUGUCAAAAAUAAUGAUUUGUUGAUUUUGCUUCUAUUUUACAGAGAUUUCGCAAAGAGCAAACUGAAGAAAAAUUGGGAGACUUAUAAUGAAUGAAGAAAGAAACUGUAAAUAUUUUUGAUCAUGCUCGGUAACUUUAAAAAAUGCUAUUUAAAAAGGUUUAUUAUAUUCUGCAGGAUAACACCAAUGCGUUCGUAUUUUUAUAUUCAUACUUGUAUUUGUGUCUUUGUUUGUUUAUUUAUACAUUGUUUUGAUAAUGUACAUUUUCUCAAAUCUCUCCUAUUUAGUGAUUAUUUAAAGAUACACAAUAUUUAUGUUUCCUCCAAAUACAUGUUCCUCUUCUCCAUAAAUAUUAUGUCUCAUUAAGUUAUGUUUCUCCUCUUCUCCAUAUAUAUUAUGUCUCUUUAAAUAAUGUUCCUCUACUCCAUAAAUAUUGUCUCUUUAAAUAAUGUUCCUCUACUCCAUAAAUAUUGUCUCUUUAAAUAAUGUUCCUCCUCUAAUCCAUAAUUAUUAUGUCUCUUUAAAAAAUGUUAUUCUACUCCAUAAAUAUUGUCUCUUUAAAUAAUGUUUCUCCUCUUCUCCAUAUAUAUUAUGUCUCUUUAAAUGUGGUCCUUUGUAGCUCAGCUGGUAGAGCACGGUGCUUGUAACGCCAAGGUAGUGGGUUCGAUCCUCGGGACCACCCAUACACAAAAAAAUGUAUGCACGCAUGACUGUAAGUCGCUUUGGAUAAAAGCGUCUGCUAAAUGGCUUAUUAUUAUUAUUAUUAUAAAUAAUGUUCCACUCUUCUCCAUAAAUAUUAUGUCUCUUUAAAUAAUGUUCCUCUACUCCAUAAAUAUUGUCUCUUUAAAUAAUGUUCCUCUACUCCAUAAAUAUUGUCUCUUUAAAUAAUGUUCCUCUACUCCAUAAAUAUCAUGUCUCUUUAAAUAAUAUAGC